Molecule: messenger RNA, 1098 nt
Organism: Dioszegia hungarica
Lineage: Eukaryota; Fungi; Basidiomycota; Tremellomycetes; Tremellales; Bulleribasidiaceae
Exons: 1
Coding region: 1-1098 (365 amino acids)
Source: RefSeq, a predicted model, not a curated record
AUGUCCACUGCACAGGACCCCAGCGCCCCCGACGCGUCCAGCACGAUUCCAGGCUACUCGUUCCAGAUCACCGGGAACUCGUACCUGGGGAAUUUGACGACCGUCGCUACCUUCAACAUCAAGGAUUCGGAUUGUCGGCUCGAAGUGAGAACCGUCGUCCCUCGCCGGACCUCCCACAAUGCCAUCAAGGGGUACUGUCAUCGAACCUGGCAGGAAGCCGUCCCCCGGGUCAAGAAGUGGCUUGACGGGCAGAUUUCGUCCUCAGACGGUGACAUCGCCGGUUUGAAGAUCGCUGCCGAGCAUCUCCCAACGGACGGCCUCUCCCGUCUCGAGUUCGAGCUCGACAACCACCCUCCGACUCAUCAGGGGACUUCGAACGGGCACGCGCCUACAGGAGCCGAGAUUGCGCUUCGCGCGAUGCCGGGAAGGUGGCGCAACUACAAGCUCUUCGCCCACGACGACAGCCCCUCUACUACGACUGUCCAACAGCUCCGGGCUUGCCAGUUCGCCAGAGACUUUGCGGCCAUCAAUACGCCCAACUCGCAGAUUGUGAUGAAAAUCACGGCGGGUCGCCAAGCUUCGGGAGAGGCGGCGACCGCGUUCCUCGACCUGAUGCCGAUGACGGGCGAGGCAAUGACAGAAGACAGACAGAAAGGCACGAUGAGUUGCGUCUUGAAGAACGAGGACGAAGCUUGCUUCGUCCUGUGGGAAGAAUCCAAAGGCUGGAGUGAGAUCACCCUGAAGACCGCCCCAUCUCUGAAGCUUUUCGUUCGAGGGGACUGUCAGGAUGCCAAAGCCGCUCUCGGGAAAGGCGAGGAUGCUACGGUGGAUGUGUCUCGUCUCCACAUCGAAGUCCCGUUCAGCGCCGAGGAUUGGGAGAAUCUCCGCAAGCAUCCACGUUCCCCCCAUACCAUCGACGUGCCCGAGGACACACUCGCAUGGCUCAGGGAGCUCGGUCUGCCCCGGGGGGUGGGUCUGAGUGAGGAGCUCGAGGAGCUCACAGUCUUCCCGGCCAAGCCAGAAGGGUUCGUUGAUCUCAACGGGUCGAACUCGAGUUCAGCGCAGCUCGAGGUGAAUUUCAAGAGUCUCGUCCUUUAG